GAAAAAAAAGCCUUGUUGGCGUUCUUGUGGGAAAAGCUUUGCUUGCAGUUGCUGUGCUGGCUUUUGCUGUGGCUGCCUGCUUGCUGCUCCUAAAGCUAAAACCUCCUCUCCACUGCAGUCCAAAAAGCCUGUCUAAUUCAUUACUCCAUAUUUUCCUCGAAAAUCCCAAACCCACAAGGAAAGGAAAAUCCUUUCUGGGAAAUUUCUCUCAAUCUGGGUUCAGGAAAAGCCUGCAAACCCCCAAAAGCAGCAGCAGGCUGCAAUAGUGGCUCUUACCUACUGAUCAGUGAUUACUGUAUGAGUGAGAAUCAUGUGAGUUGAAGACCAAAGGAGGAAGCGAGAGAGAGAGAGAGAGAGAGAGAGAGAGAGAGAGCUAACUGGUUGGUUGGUUGGUUGGUUGUAGUAAAUUCGUUGCCCAGCAACACAAAACAGCCACUUUCUAAUUGUUCUUCCUCUCUGCAAAAGAGAGUGAGGCUUUCCCUUUUUGCUGCAAUUUCAGAUUGUUGUUCUUCCCUUUUCUUCUUCUGUGGGUAUCAUCACAAAUGGCGGCGAGUGCUUCGAGGUUCAUCAAAUGCGUGACAGUUGGAGAUGGUGCUGUGGGCAAGACCUGUAUGCUCAUCUGCUACACCAGCAACAAGUUCCCUACCGAUUACAUACCCACAGUGUUCGACAAUUUCAGCGCUAAUGUUGUAGUAGAAGGAACCACUGUCAACUUGGGCCUCUGGGAUACAGCUGGCCAGGAAGAUUACAACAGGCUAAGGCCAUUGAGCUAUAGAGGUGCAGAUGUCUUUGUCUUAGCUUUCUCGCUAGUUAGCCGGGCCAGUUACGAGAAUGUACUUAAGAAGUGGAUUCCUGAGCUCCAGCAUUAUGCCCCUGGGAUCCCACUAGUGCUGGUUGGUACCAAAUUAGAUCUUCGCAACGAUAAGCACUAUAUGGCUGAUCACCCUGGGCUGGUUCCCGUUACCACUGAACAGGGAGAGGAGCUCCGGAAGCUGGUGGGUGCAGCAUACUACAUUGAGUGCAGCUCCAAAACUCAGCAGAACGUCAAGGCGGUGUUUGAUGCUGCCAUCAAAGUAGUGAUCAAGCCAGCAACAAAACUGAAAGAUGCAAAGAAGAAGAAGAAGAAGCAGCGUCGGGGUUGCCUCUUGUUAGAACGUUCUUUGUGGGAGGAAAUUGGUUUGCCUGAAAUGAAGUCUCUGCCCGCAGCCUUUGAGGUUUGAACUUAGCUUUUCUGACCACGGCCACAACGACGACAACAAACUCACGUAUAGAUAGCUUCCAAAGAUUUCCCUUUUCACCAUUUUGGCAAUGCAUCCCUCCCAGCUUUCGACGGAUGGAGUCUCUUUUCCUUCUGCUUGUGCUCUUUCUUUCCAUUUGCUUCAGAUGGUUUGUAAGAUGGCACAUAUCAGAGAUCCUAGAUCUACACUAAUCCUUCAUCCUUCUGCUUUCAAAUCUGUAUAAUCAUACCAGCCCUUGUAUGUAGAACUAUGUAUGGUUUUAUUCUUAUCGUGCGCCAUCACACCACUUGAACGUAAUCAUAACUCAGUUACGUAUUCACUGUCGAAUCAUCAUUCACAAGUUACACC
Messenger RNA from Linum tenue, 1586 nucleotides. The record is from the annotation of a GenBank genome assembly. Lineage: Eukaryota; Viridiplantae; Streptophyta; Magnoliopsida; Malpighiales; Linaceae.